ACGGUUAAUACCAGUGUGGUGCUAGCUAGGAGUGGCCAGGGUGCGGCAGUGUGAAUCUCCGCCACGACAGGAGAUGUGGUGGGCACAGGAGCGAAAGAGAUGGAACGUCUACUAGCGCCUCUCAUCCUCCUCCUGGCCACCACCACUCUCCCAGGACUGGGCGCAGAACACCAGUUGGAAUCGUGUGGGGACGGCGGUGGCUCCCUCAUCGACCAUGUCCUCUGCGAUCCUAACCAUCUGGUGCAGCCUGUCAACCGCCAGGUCUUUAUCGAGGUACUGACAAGAUGUGGGGAGGACACAGGACUGAGGCUGCUGGUGUUCCUAGCCGCUACUCUUCCCCAUGACAGCCUUUUUGUGCCAGCAGGUGAUGUUGAGGCCAGCACCACGCCUGUCACCACCACCAUUAUGAGUACCAAACAGAGCAGUGGUGAUGGCAGUAUGGGGUCGAGGGGCAUCACACACCUCAAGGAACGGGUGGUGGCGGCAAACAACCUCACCACCACCUCCUCCCCCGUCAUCCUCCUGGUCGGUGUGAAGGAUCAGCUUAAGAUGGCGACGUGGUGGAGUGAUUCCCUGAGCGGGGUGCUGACCACCUCCACCAUCCAGGAGGCACAGAAGAACGCCAGCAACUUCAUGGACCAGCAACUCUUCAUCGAUGCCAUUGUGCACGUCGCCUGCUACCUGUGCCAGAGUGUUCGGGGUGGCGGCAAUUCGUGGUCUGUGCAACAAAUCGUCCUGACAGCCACCUGGAUUGCCUUCACCGUCUCCUUUGUCGUUCUUCUGCUGGCCAUAGCUGUGAUACUGAUCAAGGGUCGCAUCGACGCACAAAAAUACCGAGCAGAAAAGAGCAAGGCAGAGGCAGGGCAGAGGGCCAGCAUAGUCACUUUUGCCAGAGCUUCUGAUACUCACGACUGGAGUCGGGCAUCCUUCAAAUCAACAGGCCACGUCCUCCUCGGCACCACAGACAUCAAAGCGGUGCCCCCACACGACUGCACCUCCACGGACAACCUGCUGGAGAACUGCUGAGCUGGGAGGCGUGAGCAGGUGUGAAGCAAAAAGGGUCGAGGAGCGUUCUGGGUUCGGAGCUACCAAACCAUGACUGAAAUAAUGAUUAAGUGCUGACUGUUUUAUUGCAUAAGAAAAACACUCUUUGUAUGGAGCUCAUUAGGAAGAGUGACUGAGUGUUGACUGAUACAGUGUGUUUUUGGUCUCUGUUAAUCGAUUUAAGACUCGAGAGAUGUCUACCUUGCCUUGUGACUGCGCUGCCAGAGGAGGGACCGGUGGUGCCAUCUGGUAAGGAGAUUGUGAAGAAAAGAGCUGAGCUUCCAUGCGUAAACUGUAAGAAAGCUGAAACAGUGUGUGUGUGUGUGUGUGUGUGUGUGUGUGUGUGUCCUUACAGUUAAAUGUAUAUAACAAUAAACAAAUGAAAAAG
Molecule: messenger RNA, 1432 nt
Organism: Portunus trituberculatus (swimming crab)
Lineage: Eukaryota; Metazoa; Arthropoda; Malacostraca; Decapoda; Portunidae
Exons: 7
Coding region: 100-1026 (308 amino acids)
Source: RefSeq, a predicted model, not a curated record